UACACACUGUUCUGAGUGUUUUAAAGGGAACAUCUUUUCAUCUUUAAUAUACUUGCAGUGCUUCCUCAUUAUUGAACACAGCUGGGUCUGAAAGGGGUAGCCUCCUGUUUUGCAGCACACCUGUCAGAGAAGACUCGGCAUUAGUAAAGAAAUGGAUCAAAACCACCAGAGAGGAGCCCCUCAAAAUGCUAUUCCAGUUGGUGCCUUCAGGCAGGGUGAUGUUCCUACUAUAGAGCGAGGAAUCAUCAGUGGAGACAACGUCCAGUUUGGGAGGCUGCGGCACCGCUCACGUUUGUCCCAGUCGGAGAGCUCUGGGGCAGAAGAGGAGCGCCUGGGCUCCUCCGUGGAGGCCAGCAGUUCACAUGGCCGUAGUCCUGUCCUCCAGGGUGUGCAAGCAGAGGCUAUGUCAUCGUACAACCGCAGUGCUUUUGAGCAUGCUGAGAGCAACUACCAGCGAUGGCUUGUGGCUAAUGGCAACGGGCCGCUGUCAUCCUCUCCACGGAGCCCCAACACCAGAGCACCUUUGACCUUCCACUCAAGACGUGCCCAUGGUCAACAACAGGAUCAGGAGCACACUAUCACCACCGUGAAGGCCUCUGGUACUCCUCACCGUCAGUUCAUUAGAGGCCGCAAUCGCGCCUCCUCUGAGACCGAGCAGGGGAGCAAAGGCAGCAAGGGACCACACCUGAGGAAGAGAGGACUCUCUGAGACGGAAAGCAGGCCCAAAUGGGACAAGUAUGACACCUCUCACACAGGGAAUGGGACAUGAUGUUUGUGUUUGUGUGCGUGUGUGUGUGUUGUUUACGAUGACUGACUAUGAUAUUAUAUAUUUUGUCUGUCGCACUUCAGUUAUGCUAACUUAAGUUUCAGCUUUAAAGCUGGGGGAAUUUGUUGGUAGCCAUGUCAGUCUAACAAAUGUUGUAAUGUAUGACAAUGUAAAGUGUGAAUAGUAAACAGGUCUGUCAUUUGUAUGUUUAAUAAAGUGGGUCACUGCUUUACUGGGGGGGGUGGCAGGCAGUGGCUGACCUUUUGUUCCAUAAUCCAGACUUUGCAGAUGAAGCAGCUCUUUUUGUGUGGGGAAUUUGUAGCUGUCUGCUGCAGUAAUCCAUCGCCAAAUGAUUAGGAGGUGAAAUGUUUUUCAAAGGUUGUAAUGGUCAGUGUCUGUUUAACUUUUUUUUUUUUUUUAAAUGAUUCCCCCUUACUGUUUUCACGUUGUCUAUACAACUAGAAAAUGUCUGAGUUAGAUUUGUCUCUUCCCAUUCCACCUCCAACUCCACUUGUGGUUCUGCAUGCUUUUGUAACCUGUCAUUUGGCAAAGUUACAGUCAAGCACCAAGUCAUGUUACAUCAUUUACAUCCCUGAUUGUGCUGCUUGUAACACCUAAAACGUACUCAUGACUGAUGGUUAAGAGAAAAACUGUCAAAUACUGACCACAGUUUUAUGGGUUAUCCUAUGUCCUCAUUGUUCUACUUUCUUUUCUCAGUUCCAACAUGAGUGGACUGCAGUGCCUCGCCA
Messenger RNA from Melanotaenia boesemani (Boeseman's rainbowfish), 1515 nucleotides. Its product is annotated as elongation factor 1-delta-like. Gene Ontology annotation, cellular component: cytosol; eukaryotic translation elongation factor 1 complex. Gene Ontology annotation, molecular function: guanyl-nucleotide exchange factor activity; translation elongation factor activity. The transcript has 2 exons. The record is from RefSeq and is a predicted model, not a curated record. The coding region runs from base 152 to 769 and encodes 205 amino acids. Gene Ontology annotation, biological process: translational elongation. NCBI's taxonomy places the organism in Eukaryota, Metazoa, Chordata, Actinopteri, Atheriniformes, Melanotaeniidae.